ACAGUGCUGAGGCUAUUGCCACAGAUAUAAUAUGAAUAUGAUUACUUGUUAUCCACCUUAACCGCUCUGCCCCGCUGGUUAGUGUCAGCAGUGGGAUCAGACCACAUUCCCAGCUGCCAACCCAGACCCAGGACCCUGACCUGAUGGAAACUCUCUUCUGUUGCCUGCAUUUUGCCUUUUGAGAGGAGCUGGGUGGACAUCUGGAUGGGCGGUCCCUGAUUUUGGCAAUGUCUACCAUGUCUCAGGGGUUAUCGACCUGCCGUUCACUGAAAUCCAGGAGCCCUUUGAAGCCUGGUACGACCUGAUGGGAGAGAAGAGCCGGAUCCAGUACUACCACUGGCAAGUGGUCACCUUCCAGUAUGGGACAGAGAGGCCAUUUGGUGCCCUCUACAAGAUCACCCCAGAGACCACUGAGCUAGAGCUGAACGUCCGGAAGUGCUUCCGGAUCAGCGGCAGACCCGGGAAGCGCGUCUAUCCACAGAGCGUCCUCCCCAGGCUGGACGGCUUCAAGCCCGUGCGGGAGGAGUUCUACAAAGGGCAGCUCUGCACCGUGUGGCAGAACGUGUCCUACUGGGGCCAGAAGAACAUCUACACCUUGUGGGUGGCUAGCUCCGCUGACGGCCCCGUGCCCGUCCUCUACGAGAUGCAGGGCUUCAAGAGCCUGCUAGGCUCCCACUACGACAAGUGCAAGCUAGACUACAGUGGUUUCACCCACAGCUACCCACCCAGGGUCUUGGACCUCCCAAGCAACAUGGAGUGUGAGUUUCCUCCGGGAGACGGAGUGGAGCAUCAUAUCCUCGCCAACCCCAUGGGGGAUUUCAUGGGCAGGCAGGCGGAUCGAGGCCAUCAGCUGUUCCAUCACUACCGGCGGGAGUGCAGGAAGGAGUACGGCAGCGGGAAGGAGCUCGAGCGCAGGGCACAGACCUUCGUUCACAACAUGAGGUAUGUCCACUCCAAGAAUCGAGCCCAUCUGCCCUACAAGCUGGCACUGAACCACCUGGCCAACCGCACCUCUGAGGAGUUGGCCGUGUUGCGGGGGAGGCUGCAGGAGCAAACUCCCAACAAUGGGCAGCCGUUCCCACUGGCACAGUAUGCUGGCAUCAUCCUGCCUGAGAACCUGGCCUGGAGGCUGUACGGUGCGGUGACCCCAGUGAAGGACCAGGCUCUGUGCGGCUCCUGCUGGAGCUUUGCUGCUACAGGAGGAUUAGAAGGUGCCCUGUUCCUCAAGAAUGGAUACUGCCACUACAACUCGUCUGAGCUCCUCACCAACAUCACGGGCUACGUCAACGUCCCGGCCGGCGACAUCACCGCCCUGAGAGCCGCCAUCUUCAAGAACGGCCCUGUAGUCGUCAGCAUCGACGCCUCCACCAAGUCGUUCAUAUUUUACUCCAACGGUGUCUACUAUGAACCCCAGUGUGUAAAGAAGGUGACAUGGGAUCUGCUGGUGAAGGUGGCUCCUUCUCCCCUGUGCAUGCUGAAAUGUAGACUUGCUAUGUCUCCAGCCCCAGGACCCUGUUUACUACUUACAUGUACAUUGAGGAAAUGCCAGCGGCAGCUGAAACCAUGCGGUGCUGGCCAUGGGCUACGGGGUCCUGCAAGGGGAGAGCUAUUGGCUCAUCAAAAACUCCUGGUCCACCUGCUGGGAUAACGACAGCUACAUCCUCAUGUCCGUGCAGGACAACAACUGCGGGGUGGCGAUGGCUGCAACGUACCCCAUCCUGGCAUGAUCUCCAGCCGCUCCUGGGUCAGAGGGAAGCGAGCUGGCUUUGGGAUGCUGGUUCUUAGCAGCCUGCCGGGCCUGCAUGUUAUCUGUGCUUGGCUUGUGCUCUGGACGGGAUCAAGCUAUGUGCUUUAGUGCCUGACCCUGCAUGGCCUAGGCUCUUGCUUGUUCAUGCUGAUUGCCCUGAAAUCUCCGGGAAGCCAAAUGGAAGCUCAGGGCAACUAGGGCCUCCUGAGGCUGCAUCUGCAGGGUCAGCCCCUCUAGCUGGAGCUGAUUUCAGCCCAGCCCAGGUAGGCAGACCCGAGCGGAUUUUGAUCUAGCUAGACGCAGUCUCCUCUAGCCUUGAUCUAGCGAGAUCAAAGCUGGCUUGAGCAACAACGCCAGUGUAGCCACUUAGUGCCAGGGGCCAGCCUCCUGAGUACCCUCCCUGGGUCCCAACUCCAGCAGCUAGCCUAUGAUGCCGCCCACACUGCUGCUGUUACUCAAGCUGGCUUUGAUCUCACUAGAUCAAAGCCAGCUGGGCUCUGCCUACAGGUGUGGCAAGCUCACCUCCUGAUUGCAGCACCCACAUGCUAAGAGCCCUUUGUGGAACUUUGGGAAGCUUUAGGUAGCUAGCAUCCCUGACACCGGAGAAGUCAGACCAGCUGCUGCGGGCGGGGGGAGCCCUAGCUCCGGCUGGGAACUGAAAGGAGGGGUUCUCUGUGUGGUGCUCCGGCCCUUCUUCCCCUCUCUCCCUGUAGCUGGCUAGCAGUCUGGUGAGUUACAGUAACUAGGGCAACUCCCAGGCCUGCAGCUGGCAAAGAGAAAAAGCUGAUGCGACUGAUUCUGGCCCUGUCAAUAAACUCGCUGGUAAAGGCACAAAGUA
Molecule: messenger RNA, 2585 nt
Organism: Dermochelys coriacea (leatherback sea turtle)
Lineage: Eukaryota; Metazoa; Chordata; Testudines; Dermochelyidae
Product: counting factor associated protein D-like
Exons: 12
Coding region: 305-1648 (447 amino acids)
Biological process (GO): immune response
Cellular component (GO): lysosome
Molecular function (GO): cysteine-type endopeptidase activity
Source: RefSeq, a predicted model, not a curated record